Diuraphis noxia (Russian wheat aphid) is the source of this 984-nucleotide messenger RNA. It is a transcript of the gene sni, whose product is annotated as SDR family oxidoreductase sniffer. Lineage: Eukaryota; Metazoa; Arthropoda; Insecta; Hemiptera; Aphididae. Gene Ontology annotation, cellular component: cytoplasm. Gene Ontology annotation, molecular function: carbonyl reductase (NADPH) activity. The record is from RefSeq and is a predicted model, not a curated record.
AAAUCCUUUAUCUGUAAACAUGGUUCGGAAUGGUUUCAAUUCUAUGGUUAUAAUUUUUUUUUUAUAGUUAUAGUGCAUACUUAGAAAGUUCGAUUGACUUAAACAAAAUGUGUUCCGUAUUAGUUACUGGUGCAAAUAGAGGAAUAGGACUAGGAUUGGUGAAACAUUUACUUGCAAAUCAUUCGUUUAAUGUGGAAAACGUAUUUGCGACAUGCAGAGAUAUGGGAAAAGCCAAGGAAUUAAUGGAAUUGAAAAAGAAUCCACAACUUCAUAUUCUGGAAGCAGAUCUAAUUGAUCAUGGAUCAUUCUUUAAUUUGGCUUCGCAAGUUUCAAAUAUUGUUAAAGAUAAAGGUCUUAAUGUCCUAAUUAACAAUGCUGGAAUAUCAUCUAAAUUUACUAGAAUUGGCUUAGUAAAAUCUGAAGAUUUAUUAAACCAUUUCAAAAUAAAUACCAUUGGUCCUAUAAUGUUAACACAGGCAUUAUUACCAUUAUUAAAAACCGCGUCAGAAAAAGAUAAAUCUGCCACUGGAGUAUAUAGAGCUGUAAUUGUUAAUAUGAGUUCAAUUUUGGGUUCCAUCACUAAAAAUGAUCAAGGUGGUUUUUAUCCAUAUAGAACAAGCAAGACUGCCAUAAAUGUUGCAACAAAAUCACUGAGUAUUGAUCUUAAGAAUAACGGGAUAUUGGCAGUUAGUAUUCAUCCUGGAUGGGUUAAAACUGCGAUGGGUGGUGCAAGUGCACCACUUGAAGUUGAACAAUCUGUUACAGGAAUCUGCCACUUCUUGAAGAAUAUCAACGAAUCCCACAAUGGUGGAUUUUAUGAUUUUGAAGGGAAAGUACUUCCUUGGUAAAAAAAAAAAAAUAUAAUAUUAAUUACAAUUGUAAGAGGCUUAUAUAGUAUAAUUAAUGCAUAUAUAACAUAGCAUUGUUCAAAACUUGUUUUAGUUGAAAACAAAUAUAAUAUGUUUUAAAUUUUAUAAUAAAACA